AUGGGUUCUGGCAAGGCUGUCUAUCAGCCUCCCCUCCCUCAGCCGUACAGAGACGAACCUGACCAUGCAGAGACAUCAUCAAUGUCUUCUGCAGUCCUCCUAGACGAUGUCGAAGCAGCUUUCCCUGACGAAGAACUUCCACCAUAUCAGGACACUCCGUCAGAAGCUCCCUUGGCACCAGCGGCUCCGACGACUUCAACGGCAAAUCAGACCUGGGCACAUGGCGAGAUCCAGCUCCUACCAGACAACAAGCGCGGGUACAGAGGCACGCGGAUUCCGUCGAUAAAACCUACAGUCAGCGACGAAUCAGAUGGAGAAGAUGGCGCAGAUGAGCUACGGAGAUGGUGCGACCGCUAUGUGGCAGAUAAAUCAGGCUGGAAAUCAUUUACGCUCAAACGCAAGAUCCUGAAUCAUGACAAGAGGAAACUCGAGCAAUUGCUACGGUCCGCCAUUGCAGAGACAAACUAUCGUGGCCAUCUGUCUGUGGAUUUCCCUGAGCAGAAGACGUCCCUGAUCGUGUACAGUCCAGGCAAGAUCAACGAGUGGAGAAUCACGACCUGGAUUCGAUGGGUAUUCUACUGUACAUUCCUCUGGCUAUUUUCCUGGCCGUUCCUAUUCUUCAUUACGGCUAGAUACGAGACUGUGAAAGUCGUAUAUAGUUAUGCGGAUUCGCCACCCGGAGACGAUUUGACAAGGAGAUGCACGGUCAUGACUGAGGUUGAGUGGUUCCAUCGGUGGCAGAGCGCGAUUAAGAGAGCGGCCGUUGCAAGGAUGGUUUGUAAAGACAGUGCGCUUGAUGAGGCGUAUCGUAUUGCUACAGAGAGGGCGGAUGCUAGGGGUGAGGCUAUGGGGAGCCAGCCUGAAAUUCCGAGGACGGGGAAUGCGUUUGCCGAUGGGGCAAUAGGGAUUCUUGGGCAAGGAUUGAGGUUGGCCUCGGACUAUAACGACAUGAGGGGUUGGGGUGCCGAUUCCUAA
Cadophora gregata is the source of this 975-nucleotide messenger RNA. RefSeq lists its product as uncharacterized. The record is from RefSeq and is a predicted model, not a curated record. The coding region runs from base 1 to 975 and encodes 324 amino acids. NCBI's taxonomy places the organism in Eukaryota, Fungi, Ascomycota, Leotiomycetes, Helotiales, Ploettnerulaceae. The transcript has 2 exons.